Molecule: messenger RNA, 1976 nt
Organism: Amoebophrya sp. A120
Lineage: Eukaryota; Dinophyceae; Syndiniales; Amoebophryaceae
Source: the annotation of a GenBank genome assembly
AUGAACACGCAGAACCCGAGCAAUUCCGGCACGAGCUCCUGCUCGGAAGUGUUUAUUGACCGGUGCAUCGACCGAGUGAAUGUCAUGAACAGCAAGGUAAAGCCAAAGAAGGUCACUAUCAAGGGGUCGGAUGGGAAUCUGUACCCCUUUCUGGGGAAAAUGGAGCAGCGGGGCGACUUGAAGAAAGACAAAAGGGUCAUGGAAUUGUGCAACUUGCUCAACAAGCUUUUACGGCGCAACGGCGAGUCUAUGCAAAGGAAACUCGAUAUCCUGAUUAAAAACGUCCCCACACCAGAGUUAAGAUGGGAAAUCUGCUAGACAAGUCAACCAGCUUUGGUCGUUUUGCAUGAUAAGUUUGUCCUCGUAGUGUAAUCCGGUUAUUCGCUAGUUCAGCAGCAACACAGACCUAGCCUAGCAUGCUGAUUCUAGCGUAACAAAUUCCAAAACACUAACAGAAAAGGCUUCUCGUAGGGCUCCGCAUGAGAGACUUUUUUAGCAUGCAGAAUUGCAUGACAACUCUGGUAUGGGGACGUUUUCACUCAGGAUACUCGAGAUCCGCCACUACACGGUCACCACCCUAUCACUUGCAAACAUGUCAUCUGGGCCUGGAAAUUUGUGUAUGCAAAUCUGCCAGUGAUGGGCACACUGCAAUGCGCAGCCAAGCACUACAAGUUUUGGAGCUGCUAUGUGUUGCGAGUUCCGCAUGGCAAACUGCGCUUCUGCAUGACAGGAAAAAGGCUCUUUUCCGGCGCAUGCAUCACAGAGUUAAGAGUCAUGCGGGACGCGCAUGACAAACUAGCAGUUUUCCAAACCCAGACACAUUUGCAAUGUAUACACCCUAACCGAGAACCACGGCUUGCUAGAGUGGGUGCAGAACACCGUCCCCAUGCGAAAUUGCAUCGAGCAAGAACAUAUGCACUGCAAACAUGUGGUCUGGGUCUGGAUGAAUAGAAGGUUUGUCAUGCUUGUCUGCCAUGACUGAAGAGUUUGUGAUGCUUGUCCAGGAAGAGAUCCUUUUACUUGUCAUGCAAUAAUGCAGUUUGUCAUGCGGAAAGUGCAACACCAAUUAGCGCAGAUAUUUCUCAUGUUUGCCUGUGCAGCAUUACAGAGCUUUCACUAUUCCCAACCCAGCAUUACAAGUUUCCAGAACCAGACAUAAGUACUUGCAUUGCAUAAAACAGAAUCUUGAACGCCUGCACAAGAGAUACCCCGCCGCGAUGGAGUGGACCGCGGAGCACAAACUGGCGGAGACCUACAUGUAUCAAAUGCAAAUAUCCCUGGUUGUCUGGAAGGAUCCGAACUUGUGAUGCGUGGUUCGGAUCCUAAAAAGAUCUGUGGUGCAGAACGUGCAAAAGGUGCCCACUUCUGGUCAUGCUGAGAGGGCAUUUCUCAUGCAGAGUACGCAUCACCAAGGAGCUCCAGAACCUGUGAUGCUAGGCCCUGCAUUCCAGACGUGGGGGAGCUUGAAGAAACUGCAUGACAAAUGAUCUCAGAAUCUUCUAGACCCAGACACUUUUGCAAUCCAUAACAUGGAUUACCUGACAAAACUGGUCCCGCGACACCCGCCGGUGUUGCACCUCUGGUACCAGCGGACAAGCGCGGACCCCAGCGACUGGCUGGCGCGGAGGAAUACCUAUGCGAAAUCUCUGGCGGUGUGGUCUAUGCUCGGGUACAUCCUUGGACUGGGAGAUCGGCACGGGGAAAACAUUCUGAUCGACAAAGUCUCCGGCUCUAUCGUGCAUGUCGACUUCGACUGCUUAUUCGGGCGGGGAUUGCACCUCGCGAAGCCGGAGGUUGUGCCCUUCCGGUUGACCGCGAACUGCGUCACGCCGCUCGGCGUAACGGGCGUGGAGGGACUUUACCGGCACAGCUGCGAGGUCUUCAUGAAGGUGAUCCAGAAUAAUCGUGAUACGCUGUCCGCGGUUUUGGGCUCUUUCGUCGCGGACCCUUUUGUGGAUUGGAAAAACAAGGUAUGA